Molecule: messenger RNA, 2054 nt
Organism: Diachasma alloeum
Lineage: Eukaryota; Metazoa; Arthropoda; Insecta; Hymenoptera; Braconidae
Product: monoacylglycerol lipase ABHD12
Exons: 7
Coding region: 660-1739 (359 amino acids)
Biological process (GO): phosphatidylserine catabolic process; monoacylglycerol catabolic process
Cellular component (GO): endoplasmic reticulum membrane
Molecular function (GO): monoacylglycerol lipase activity; phosphatidylcholine lysophospholipase A1 activity
Source: RefSeq, a predicted model, not a curated record
GGUGACAGGGCUAAAAAAUUAGUGAAAAAUUAGAAAAUUAUGAAAAGUCGAGUGCAAUUAUCCAAUUUUACUUGGUAAUAAUCGCGGAAAAUUAAUGACUGAUUGCGGACGAGUUUAUGUGAAAAUGAUAAUUAAAUUCUUACGAUUGAUCGAUGUCGCCACUGGUCUCGAUAAUUAAUAACGUGUAAUUUAAUUUUUCUCCUGCAACACAUCCCUUCAUCUGUUCGUUAAACAGUAUUUUUCGAGUGAAAACAUCUCUGUAAAUACUUGCCGCUGUCGAGUGAGUGUCGAGAGAGCGCCCAAUUCGGUAACUGAGAGGACAGCUCGGGCUUUUCCACCUGGCAGGGGUUCAAUAUCACAGCCAUGACCUGUGAGGGCAUUAAAAUUACGUAAAAAAUAGGAAUUAAUUGCUUAAUUUUGAUGAAUUCCCUCUUUUGAGCGUUUUGUGUUUCGAAAAAUGGUUUAUUGGAUCCUUAAGAAACAAUUUGUCAAGAGGUUUUGUCAGUCUGGUGUAGACAAUAACGAUUGAGAGUGCUGUGUACAACAAUUCUUUAUUUUUCAUUGAAAUUAUCGGGAAGAGUCAAUUAACACAGAGCUCCAGCUAAUUUUGAAUCUGGCGAGUGAUCAGUGUUUCGUUGACAAUAAGUCAAUUACUAACAAUGCAGUCGAAAUACCUUCUCAUUGCUGGUCUGGUGCCAUUCAUCGCUCUUGAUAUCUGGCAUACUGGAGCAUUCGUGAUAUGCACAGCCAAGGUGAUGAUCGUGACGUACCUCAUAAUAUUCGGCAUUUGUCCGCUGAUAUUCCAUUAUUCGUAUGGCUUUCAACGUAAAGUGCUCUUCUUAAACUUUGUACACUGGCCCCCAUCAAUAGACUUUGAUAAUCCCGAGAGCGUAGGCCUCGAGGGGGCGCGAAAUUUCUAUUUAAGUACGAGCGAGGAUGUUAAAAUAGGUACAUGGCAGAUUCUGCCGAGAUCGCUGGUGAAUGAGUCUGUCAAGUGGACUGAGGAGGACUUCAAUGCAGCACUGAGGAGUCCACAGAGGCCUGUAUUCCUGUACAUGCAUGGGAACAGUGGAAAUCGAGCCAGUAGCCACAGAGUGGAGCUUUACAAGGUCUUUCAGCAGCUGGAUUACCACGUCAUUGCCUUCGACUACAGAAGCUACGGGGACAGUGACCCUGCGGAUCUGUCGGAGGAUGGGGUCGUUGAAGACAGCAAAUUUGUGCUGCAGUGGCUGAUGAAGAAGGUCAAUGGGAGUGUGCCAAUAUUCGUCUGGGGACACUCGUUGGGGACUGGAGUAUCCAGUCACGCCCUGGCACUCCUCGCAGAGGAGAAUGUCAACCCAACGGGGCUCUUCCUCGAGUCUCCAUUCAACAACAUGAAUGACGAGUUGAGCUAUCACCCCUUCGCUCAGAUAUUCAAACACUUGCCCUGGUUCCACUGGGUAAUUGUGCAGCCGUUCUACGGUAAUGGCUUGAAAUUCGAGUCUGAUAAGCACAUUGGGGGCUUCAAGUGUCCUGUGAUGAUUCUUCACGCUGAGGAUGACAACGUCAUACCCAUUUCCUUGGGGGAAAAGCUGUAUAAAGAAGGAUUGAGAUUACAUAAAGAUGACCCCAAUCAGGUGGACAUGGUCAGGAUAAAUGGGUCCUUGGGACUUGGUCACAAGUACAUAUGUCGAUAUGAACCUCUACCAAAUAUAAUUGAGACAUUCGUAGCAAAAGCCCAGUCUAGACACCGUCAAUGAGGAGAUUUACCUAAAUUCAGGAAAUUUAGUAUAAUAUUUAUGCCGAAGAAAUCCGGCGAGUUGACUCAAUUCUCAUUUGAUUUCACCAGGAUCCAAUAAUACUUAAUUACGUAUUAUUUGAGUGACUUGUGUCCAGUAUUUUUGUGAUAAAUACGAAAUUGAGAAAAUGUGCAUUAAUAAUUUACUUGUUUUUUCUUGGGAGUAAGUCUGAUUGAUGAUUAGAUAUUGUGUGAGUGUACGCUUCAGUGAGGAUUUGGUUUAAUUUAUGUGUUCAAGUGAUGAAAGAUGAUAAUAAAUGUGAAGCUCUUCGUCUCA